Molecule: messenger RNA, 2401 nt
Organism: Dermacentor andersoni
Lineage: Eukaryota; Metazoa; Arthropoda; Arachnida; Ixodida; Ixodidae
Biological process (GO): regulation of double-strand break repair; chromatin organization
Cellular component (GO): nucleus
Molecular function (GO): DNA binding; histone binding
Source: RefSeq, a predicted model, not a curated record
UCGUUUACCCGCCAUUUUGAAUGCAGCUUGAAGACCGGGGUGCAGCCGUGAUGUCGGAAUCGGAAAGCGUGCCGGUUGAAAACAACGUGAAAAAUGCUGCAUCAGAAGAGAAGGCCCCUCCAGAGGACAAACAGGAGGAUGGAAACUCUGCUGCUGAGGAGAGCAGUGAUGAUGAGGAGCCUAAGCUUGGCUUGCUGGACCAGCCGCUGGAGCUGUCGGGGUCUCGGCAGCGCAAGAAGGUUGAGCGGCUGGACGUGAGCUUUCGCACAGCUGCACGCGAGAGGCCCCCACCAGAACAAGGAAAGGGCACACCACUGGGUGACUGCCCCCGCAUCGAGCACAACAUCAGCCGUGAGCGCUCAGAGAGUCUGAAGGUCUUGCACCGACUGCUCUUUGGCCGACCAGGAGCGCCAUCCGAGAUCAAGAAGAAUUUGCGCAAGUUCAGUGGGUUUCCCUUUGAGAAGGACUCUGCAGAGUAUGUGAAGAGACAAAAGAUGGUGGCAAAGCUCAAGAAGACUGCCCACAAGGACUUGCUGGGUAUGCUUGACUUGGAGAAGAGUGGCACAGUCGAGGAGUGCACGGAUCGCAUUCUCGGCUUCCUGCUCAAGCCUUUUGAUAACAAGAAGCCCCUGCCAGCUGCCAAGAAGGGAAAGAGAAAGUCUACGACACCUGCUUCCACUGGCAAGGGCCAGACCAAGAAACGAAAGACUGGGACUCCCAAGGCAGAAAAGAAGGGGAAGGCAGCUCGAAAGCGGCCCGCUGAUGAAGACGAGUCUGAGGUCGAGUCCGAGAAUUCUGUGGAAAGUGAAGAGGAGGAGGAGGAGGAGGAGGAGGAAGAGAAGAAACCAGUCAAGAAGGCCAAGCCUGCAAAGAAGACCAGCACUCCUGCCAAGCGGAGGAAAGUAGCAAAGAAAGAGGAGUCUGAUGAGGACGAGUCUGACAAGAAGGAUGAGUCUGACGAGAAAGAUGACUCUGAUGAAAAGGAUGAGGAUGACAAAAAGGACAAAUCAAAUGAGAAGGACGAGUCUGAUGAGAAAGAGGACUCCAAUGAGAAGAACAGCGUUGACAAGGAAGACGAAUCUGAGGAGGAGCCUGAGAAGAAAGCCGAACCACCAAAGAAGGCUGAGGCCCCAAAGAAGGCUGAAACUGCGAAAAAGGCCGAGCCUGCUAAAAAGGCCGAGCCUGCUAAAAAGGCCGAACCUGCUAAGAAGGCCGAGCCUGCCAAGAAGGUUGAGUCUGCAAAAAAGACGGAGCUCACUAAAAAGGCAGAGCCCAUAAAGAAAUCUGAGCCUGUAAAGAAGGCCACACCCGCCAAGAAGGGUAGGAAGAAACAAGAGUCUGAAGAUGAGGACGAAGCAGAUGAGAAGCCUACUGCUGAUGGCAAGACGGAAGCACCCGCCAAGACUACCGACUGUGCAGAGCCCACGGAAGAAGACAUCAAGGAGCUGAUCAGGAAGAUCCUGGAUGGGGCAGACCUGGAGGAGAUCACCAUGAAGAAAGUCAUCCAUGCAGUCUUUGACAAGUAUCCCAACCAUGACCUUUCUGGCAAAAAAGAGUACAUCAAGUCAACAGUACGAUCGCUCAUCUCAUGAUUUGGUUCAAGCCCAAGGCCCUUGCAGCAGCGCUGAGCACGGAACGGUCCCCAAGGGUCCUUUUUAACCCCUUUUCCUAAAUUUGCUGCUGAUGUCCUUAUUCUCCUCUUCCACCGAAGAUGCACACUCCACCUGGACUGUUGCCCCCUCGUGGCUUGGCGGUGGCAGUGGCCAUAGGUGGCUUACAUUUGUUGGCAUGCUCGCUAGGUUCUGUUGGCUGUGUGCAAGGAGCAAUUCUCUAGUGGCAGACCGAAUGUUUUUACGAAGAACAAAUGAAACAGUCUCUUUCUUCCAUCUUUUAUUUCCCCCACCCCUUAUUUUUUAUCCCUGCCCCUGCACAAUGGGAUAAAUAUGGAGCGUGUGACAGGUAGUUAUGGUACAGUACCAUUACAUUAUAAUUUUUACAUCAUGCACUCAUGGUAUUCCUUUGAAGACCCCAAGCUGCAAAUUAACAGCGUUUUUUUUUUUUUCUUCCUGCCACAGUAAACAAGUAUGAUAUUGACUUGUUGCAAACUUAUUGUAGAAGCCCAUCUUGUAUACUUAGGUGGGUUUGUAUCUCCUCUAUUUUUUUUUUUUUUUAUUAUUUCAAGUGCAUUGUAUAUAAGCCAUUCACUCAUUGUUGGUCUGCUGCAGUUUUAGAAGCGCAUAGCCUUUUGAAUAAAUUCAAAAGCCAUGGUGGCGUUAUUUGAAAACAAAAAAUUGAUUUUAGUGUAUUGUGUAGUAGUUUUAGCAGCCACAAAGCCUUGUUAAAAUGCCUACGCUCGUAUCAGUUUUACGAGUGGAAAUAAAGUGGUUUUCAUUUUGCACAA